UGCCACGUGACCUGGAUGCCCGGUGUCGGCGCAGACGCGGCGGCCGCGUCGUCCGCUCCGCGUCCCUUUCCGUGCACCGGAGCUGCCGCCCCGCGGUCCUGCGGCUGUUCCUCCCGCCGCUGCGGGCCGCGGGGCCGAGGCCAUGUCCCGAAAGCAGGCGGCCAAGAGCCGGCCGGGCAGCGGCAGCCGGAAAGCCGAGGCCGAGCGCAAGCGGGACGAGCGGGCGGCGCGCCGGGCCCUGGCCAAGGAGCGGCGGAACCGGCCGGAGUCCGGCGGCGGCGAGGAGGAGUUCGUGAGCUUCGCCAACCAGCUGCAGGCCCUGGGGCUGAAGCUGCGGGAGGUGCCGGGGGACGGUAAUUGCCUGUUCAGAGCUCUUGGUGAUCAGUUGGAGGGACACUCACGAAAUCAUCUCCAGCACCGACAAGAGACCGUAGACUACAUGAUCAAGCAGCGGGAAGAUUUUGAACCCUUUGUAGAAGAUGACAUUCCCUUUGAGAAGCAUGUGGCCAGUUUGGCAAAGCCUGGUACAUUUGCUGGCAAUGAUGCAAUUGUAGCCUUUGCAAGAAAUCAUCAGUUGAAUGUGGUGAUUCAUCAACUUAAUGCCCCUUUGUGGCAGAUUCGCGGUACAGAUAAAAGCAGCGUGCGGGAGUUACACAUCGCAUAUCGAUACGGCGAACACUAUGACAGCGUUCGGAGGAUCAAUGACAACUCGGAAGCUCCUGCUCAUCUCCAGACUGAUUUUCAGAUGCUUCAUCAAGAUGAAUCAAAUAAAAGAGAAAAGGUCAAGACAAAGGGAGUCGACUUUGAAGAUGACCUGCGAGAUGAGGUGGAAGAUGCAGUUCAGAAAGUUUGCAAUGCGACUGGCUGUUCAGAUUUUAAUUUGAUAGUCCAGAACCUGGAAGCUGAAAAUUAUAAUAUUGAAUCUGCAAUAAUUGCCAUGCUUCAGAUGAACCAGGGGAAAAGAAAUAGUCACAAACAAGCAGCGCCGAGAGCAGCAGCGCCUAGAGAAGAAGAAGCGGCAGGAGGAGCGGCACCGGCUGAAAGCCCUGGAGAGCAGGAGCAGCCACAGGGACAGGAGCGAAGCGGAGGCCAGCGAGCAGGUCACCUUGGUGAAGACCUUCGCUGCUCUCAACAUCUGACACCACUGCCUGCGGGAGUCGUAAGAAGCGAGUGGAAGUGGUGUGCUGUGCCCCGGCUUCCCAGGAGGCGGGCCUUAGGACCAUGCACAGAACCCACCCAGGGGCGCACCCUCGGAGUUAGUGUCUUCAGGCCGCCUCUUUUUCUGUCAACGUUUUGUUAGUGAUGUGUUUUAUUUUAUGAAAGUUCAGUGAAGCCACUCAUGUUCUGUGAUUAAAAGGUUGAGUUUUAGGGUGGAGAGUAGAUCAGGGAAAACCUUUUAGGUAUGGUUUGAUUUGUCCUGAAAACAAAAGAGUUCUGUGACCCUGGGAUCUUCCCUUAACCUUUGGGGUGAGUUUUACUGAAAUUGUUCAUGAAGUGGUUUAGAUUAAUUGUUAGAAAUGCAGAAUGACAAGUUUCCUUUGAUUCUCUUUCAUUUUCAAACAGAUAUGUUAAUAUACAGGAUAGUUUGUAAAUGAUCUGCGACUCAGGAACGUGUUUAGGUUUAUUUUUCUUUUAAUCCAAGGUAAUCAGAAAAUAUUUCAGGAAGUGUUCUCCCAAAGUGAUGUGAGGGAGGGUGUGGCCUGCAGUCCAGCGGGGAGUAAACUGCCUCCCUCCUUCCCGACCUGAUGUCAUUUCAGACGGGACGCAGGUGCUGCUAGUUCCUUUACACUCAAGCCAUACGAUACAUGCGCCUGACUGUUAAUUAAGCCUGGGCUUUGCUGCAAAAUCGAUAGUGUUGUUGAGCUUUUGGACUUGUUUUUGGAAGAUGGGAAGAUAAUACAGUUGUGGGAUUCUGACAGUAUGGAGAGUUGUAAAGGGAGAAAUUGAGGGGCCCUUGAGUGUUUGCCUGGGAAGAGUCUAAAGAGUUAUUUGACUUGUAGGAGAGAAUGCUGGAAGAAUAUCUAAGGUUUUUCACCUUCACAUUGUAAAUAACUGUUUCCUUCCCCACUUUUCUAGACUUAGCUGCCUUCAGAAAAAUAAAAGGUAACUUGGCCUGUUGCUAAGUUUUUUAGUUUUGUGAAAA
Myotis myotis is the source of this 2143-nucleotide messenger RNA. RefSeq names its product OTU deubiquitinase 3 (gene OTUD3). The record is from RefSeq and is a predicted model, not a curated record. Bases 143 to 1300 code for a protein of 385 amino acids. Gene Ontology annotation, molecular function: cysteine-type deubiquitinase activity. Gene Ontology annotation, biological process: protein deubiquitination. The transcript is spliced from 7 exons. Lineage: Eukaryota; Metazoa; Chordata; Mammalia; Chiroptera; Vespertilionidae.